GGUGUGCUUGGGGCCUUUUUUGGGUUUCUGUGGUGUGCCUGAUAGCCUACGACUCGAUUACCCUUACGUUCCGAAAUACCUGAGACGUCUCUGUCCCCCUUGUUCAAGAUGCUGUCACGAAGCUCUCUUAGGACCGCUCAGCAGCUGACCCGAUCGUUCGCCACCGUCCAGUCCGACAUCUUCAAGCCGGCCAAGUUCGGCGGCAAGUACACCGUCACGCUGAUCCCCGGAGACGGCAUCGGAGGCGAGGUGGCCGAGUCGGUCAAGACCAUCUUCAAGGCCGACAACGUGCCCGUCGAGUGGGAGCAGAUUGAGGUGUCGGGCGUGGAGGAGAGCGCGCUGCGCACCGAGGAGGCCUUCCGCGAGAGCGUCGCCUCGCUCAAGCGCAACAAGCUGGGCCUCAAGGGCAUCCUGCACACGCCCGUCAGCCGGUCCGGCCACCAGAGCUUCAACGUGGCCAUGCGCCAGGAGCUCGACAUCUACGCCAGCAUCUCGCUCAUCAAGAACAUCCCCGGCUACGAGACGCGCCACAAGGACGUCGACCUGUGCAUCAUCCGCGAGAACACCGAGGGCGAGUACUCGGGCCUCGAGCACCAGAGCGUGCCCGGCGUCGUCGAGUCGCUCAAGAUCAUCACCCGCGCCAAGUCGGAGCGCAUCGCAAAGUUCGCCUUCGCCUUUGCCCUCGCCAACGGCCGCAAGAAGGUCACCUGCAUCCACAAGGCCAACAUCAUGAAGCUCGCCGACGGCCUCUUCCGCAGCACCUUCCACCAGACCGCCAAGGAGUACCCGACCCUCGAGGUCAACGACAUGAUUGUCGACAACGCCUCCAUGCAGGCCGUCUCCCGCCCCCAGCAGUUUGACGUCAUGGUCAUGCCCAACCUGUACGGCGGCAUCCUGUCCAACAUUGGCGCCGCCCUCGUCGGCGGGCCCGGCAUCGUCCCCGGCUGCAACAUGGGCCGCGAGAUUGCCGUCUUCGAGCCCGGUUGCCGUCACGUCGGCCUGGAUAUUAAGGGCAAGGACCAGGCCAACCCCACGGCCAUGAUCCUCAGCGGCAGCAUGCUCCUGCGACACCUGGGCCUUGACGACCAUGCUAACCGCAUCUCCAAGGCCGUCUACGGCGUCAUUGCCGAGGGCAAGGUCCGCACUCGCGAUAUGGGCGGUGUUUCCACCACGCACGAGUUCACCAAGGCCAUCCUCGACAAGAUGGAGACCAUCUAAGCACCCAAACCGCACACAAAGCAGACUUUGCCCAACCGCAAGGCGAAGCUGACCUGGAAAAUAUUCUGAAAACCCCCCCAAACACAACCACACCCUUUUUCUCCUCACACAUUCCGCCGGGGUGUGUUUUGGGGGAAAAGAACUUGAUACCUCAAACGUUAGAAGCCGAGGCCGAUGCGCACAGCGACGCCGCCGAUUUACGCAAAAAAUCCAAGGGGCAAAGAGAGUA
Molecule: messenger RNA, 1447 nt
Organism: Trichoderma reesei QM6a
Lineage: Eukaryota; Fungi; Ascomycota; Sordariomycetes; Hypocreales; Hypocreaceae
Product: isocitrate dehydrogenase, subunit 1, NAD dependent, mitochondrial
Exons: 3
Coding region: 109-1218 (369 amino acids)
Biological process (GO): tricarboxylic acid cycle; isocitrate metabolic process
Cellular component (GO): mitochondrion
Molecular function (GO): magnesium ion binding; NAD binding; isocitrate dehydrogenase (NAD+) activity
Source: RefSeq, a predicted model, not a curated record